CAAUAUAUGCAAAGAAAUAAAACAAAAUUAUUUCCGAAAAAACGUCAGCCCACAAAGACAAUGACUGAAAAAUAUACUUCUGAGUUAUUGGGUGUUGUUAUAGCCCAAAUAGCGCAAACUAUUGGAUAUAGUAGAACCCAGAGUGCGCCGCUAGAACUUCUAGAGGACAUUUUACUACGUUUUAUCCAAGAACUUGCACGGGACCUACACAGCCAAGCCGAGCAUGCAAAUCGCAUUGAGCCAAAUUUGAAGGAUGCAGUGCUGAGCCUAAGAAAUGUUAACAUUAACGUACCCGAACUACUAGAUUAUAUUGGAAAUGUGGAGCCAAUGCCAUUCGUUCGCGAUAUACCAGCAUUUCCAGUAAAGCGAUAUUCAAACAUGAACUUCCUAAAACCCGGCAGUGCAGAGACUCUUACGAGACCCGUUCACAUAUUUGAAUACCUACCACCGAUGUUGCCCACAGAACCAACGCCAACAAUCUCCUGUUCCAACUCUUCCUCCUCAAUCAGCUGGCCAGAGAAGUCGGAAAGCGAACAGCUUCAACUAUGUAAAUUAGAAUCAAAUAGAGAGCUUACAACAACAAAGCUAAUUCAAGCUGUAAUAAACGACUUUCCUUCUGCGGCAGCUGUCGUCGGUGGUAUAUCGAAGUUGUCCAGUCUAAAAUCAUCCUCUACUGACAACUUGGAUCAUGAUGGUCAUGCAAUACGAGAAAUCAGUAGCGUCGUUAUGACGACGGGAGGGUUCAUAUCGCCGGCGAUUGAGGGAAAAUUACCAGAAGCUUACGUACCAGACAUUAUUGGUGAGUACACAGACAAUUGUAAACAACAUCAAUAACAAGUAUGAAGGCUC
Molecule: messenger RNA, 849 nt
Organism: Drosophila navojoa
Lineage: Eukaryota; Metazoa; Arthropoda; Insecta; Diptera; Drosophilidae
Gene: Taf3
Product: TBP-associated factor 3
Biological process (GO): positive regulation of transcription by RNA polymerase II
Cellular component (GO): transcription factor TFIID complex
Molecular function (GO): protein heterodimerization activity; transcription factor binding; p53 binding
Source: RefSeq, a predicted model, not a curated record